AUGCAGCCUACAACCCACCUCUUCCUCGCCCUGCUCGGCCUUCCUCUGGCGGUCAGCGCCGCCGCCGUGCCAGCAGUCCCGAGCCCCCCUCACGGUCCCAACGGCGAGACCGCCGUGACCAAUUGGCUGCCCAAGCCCGACGGCAUCGACGACGCGCCGCACCCAGACGAGGUCGUCAACCCGAGCGUCGAUUUCGGCGGCGCCAGCCUCGAGAAGCGGGAGCAGUGCGCCAUCCGGAUCAGAUGGGAGAGCAACUGGGACGAGUUCGGCCGGCGGUACCGCGUCAACGCUCAAGCCAUACCCGACCCCGCGAGCAGCAACGCGUGGAACUCGUGGAGGAUGGCCGAGGACUGGGCCCUCAGGUGCCGCUCCAUGCCCCACACGAACUGGCCCAACAAUCCUGCCGCCUGGCAGGACGCCAACGACCCGGCCAGGGCUACGUGCGACGUCUCCUUCGUCCACGGCUCGACCGGCUAUGAUCAGUACAAGUGGUGGCAUCAAGGGACUGUCGACUCCUGGGCAAGGGCUUACCCUGGUUGCAUCGUCGAUAUGCAGAUCUAA
Molecule: messenger RNA, 561 nt
Organism: Colletotrichum graminicola M1.001
Lineage: Eukaryota; Fungi; Ascomycota; Sordariomycetes; Glomerellales; Glomerellaceae
Exons: 1
Coding region: 1-561 (186 amino acids)
Source: RefSeq, a predicted model, not a curated record